Mugil cephalus (flathead mullet) is the source of this 5740-nucleotide messenger RNA. RefSeq names its product sterile alpha motif domain containing 9 like (gene samd9l). Gene Ontology annotation, cellular component: cytoplasm. Gene Ontology annotation, molecular function: protein binding. NCBI's taxonomy places the organism in Eukaryota, Metazoa, Chordata, Actinopteri, Mugiliformes, Mugilidae. The record is from RefSeq and is a predicted model, not a curated record.
AGCGGCAGAUAACGAGUAUACCGCCUAUCUACAGUCUCGAGCGCAACCUUGAACAAGGUAACAAGGUAAGAACCAGACGGAGGUGAUGAUAAUUAACAACAAAGGUGGUGAUGUGACAAAAGGACAAAAACCAUGGCUGACAACUUUAAUGAGUCACCAAAAAACUGGACAGAAUCUCAAGUAAGCACAUGGCUAAGAUCAAUCGGAGUGAAGGAACCGUACGUAGAAAAGCUCAGUGAAGAAGAAGUAGAUGGACAAGUUCUCCUAACAUUGGAUGAGGACUUCCUAAAAUCAAAGAUUUGCAUGAAAUCUGGGCCUGCUCAUUUGAUUAUUCAAAAACGAGAUGAGCUCAUCAACUCAAAGCAAAGAGUCCAGGAGAAGAAAAAGGCCACCACUGGCAAAACGAAUGAGUUGGAGAAAAAUAAUCAGAAGUCAGCUCAGUGUCUUUCUACAGUAACUGAAGGUCCAUCAGUGCAAAGUCCAGUGAAAGGUCGAGAUGUCUGUGAGGAGAAACAACCUGCUCACGAUGACUGCAAACCACGACCAUUCGAUCAAGAAGGGAUUGAUUUCAUUUAUAUAAAGCACAAUGUUCUACAACCUGAGUCAGGUGCUUUUAAUUUGAUAUCUCCAUGCCAUGAAUAUAAGUCUUUUGCUAUAGCCGCUGCAUUGGACCACACUAGACUCCAAGUUAAGUUUGCCAGAGAGGUUCUUAAGUUUGCAGCUGGCUGCAUGAAUAUCAGAUCAAAUGGCACAAUACACUUUGGAGUGAUGGACAGCAAGGGUGAUGCAGGAUAUGUGCAUGGGGAGGUAAUCGGGAUCCCUGUAGAAGAGAAGGACAUUUAUGUCGAUGCUUUGGACUACAUUGAACGGAGUUUCUCCUCCGACAAGGAACAUGUACGUCAGUGUGUGAGACCACCGAGGUUCAUUGAGGUCAUGGACAGGAAAAGUACAGAAAAGACAUUUGUGAUCGAGGUUGACAUUGUGCCUUUGAUAAACAUCGUUAAGAACAAAGUGUACGCAGUACGGCUGCCAAACUUCAAAGAGUCAACUAACAAGAUAGAAUUUGAGAAAGAAACGAUUCUGAGAAGAGUGGGUUCCAAAACAGAGCCAGUGAUCGACAAAGACUUGAGUGAGUUUUACCAGAGGGUCAAAGAUCGGGAUGCUCAAAGAGAAGAAGCUGAGAAAAGUCAGUUCCUCUGUGCUCCUGAGAACUGUCAAGACCUUGGAAGAAAACUCACAAUGCUAAUGACCAGUGGAAAGAAAUUCAUCGAAAAGGAAAAAUGGUUCAUACUGGUCACAAACAAAAUCAAACCCGAUGACCUUUGCAACAUUGAUUGGCUACUUAACACAAACUUGUUCUGUGUGUUUGACUUUGAUCCGGAUUCAAAGGUAUCAGGCCUUUGCAGUACAUAUGUUCAGCAUCAUGCUGCAAACAUGCAUUUUUUGCAGAGCUAUAGGAUAUCCAGUGGCAUGAGCAUCAAAGAAUUCACAGCUAACUUGCAUCUGUUCGAUCAGACUAGUUGGAUCUUUUGUAAUGGCCGUUCUGACUUCAAAGGAAAUGAAACUCCAUGUGAUGAAAUGACUUGGAUCAAGACAAAAAUGACUUUGCUUCGGGAAUCUGUGUCUUUGAUAUGUAAGCAAAUCUUGCCAAAAGGAACAUUCCAGGUCAUUUUCCUUCUCACAUCACCAGUUGAGAAACCACUCUUGCACACCUUUUAUGAGUUUUUCACAGACAUGGAAGGCCAUGAAGACAUCAUCUGCAUCUGUGAAUCAGAGACAAACUUCCAGAAAUGGCAAAGCUUUGCAGAGGGUUCAUGUGGCAAAGAAUCAGUAAAUAACUGCAGCGUUGUUGGGAUGAAAAUGAGUCACAUUAAUUCAACUCUGCAGCGUGUGCAACAUGCAAAAAUAUGUGCCAAACACUUACCAGUCUUUGUAAAAGGGACGUGCCUUCUUGAAACACAUGUAGAGGAACAAAUGUGCUCUCUGGAAAUACUGACAGUUGAUCAUUGUGAUGAAACAAGCAAAGAUGUCAUUGAUGAGGAGAAAGAAAAGAUUGAGCAGCAUUUCUACCAAGGUGGGAGAGUGACCUGGUUGAAUUUCUGGCUGGCUGAGCACAAGUAUGUUGGAAAGGUCAUUGAAAGAGAUGCUUAUCAUGAUGCUUCUCAACUCCUUAACGAUGCCUUGAAACAUAAUGCUGACCAGAUUCCGGUGCAUAGGAUAAACAUCUAUCAUCACCCAGGAAGUGGUGGAAGCACUGUGGCAAGACAGGUGCUAUGGAACAACAGGAAAGAUCUAAGGUGUGCAGUUGUGAAGCCUUCAUACUCAGUUGCUGUUGUUGCACAACAUGCAAUUCAACUAAGAGAAUAUGAAGAAAAAGAUCAUCAGAGAUGUCUUCCUGUCCUGCUCCUCAUGGAAGACUCAGACAAAGAAUAUCUAGAAGAUCUAAGAAAUGAACUAGAGGUUGCCAUUAACAUCAAACAAAUCCAGAUCGGAACACUAUGUUUCAUUUUGUUGAGUUGCAGACGUUCCCACGAUCCAGAGAGGAAAUGCAAAGAGUCUCCGUUGCAGAAUGUAUCUGUCACUCACAAACUGUCCGCUCAAGAGAAGAGAAGUUUUGCUGGAAAACGACAGGUACUUGAGGAACGAUACGAGCCUGAAUUUAUCCUGACAUUUGUUUUGAUGAGUGAAGGGUUCAACGUGGAUUAUGUUCGGCAGUUUGUGAAACACUUGCUUCAAGACAUUGAGCGUCGCUCUGUUACCACUCGCCUCAUUCAUUAUGUGGCAUUGCUCAACACAUAUGUUCAAAACUCUUUCAUCUCUCAGUCCCAUUGUGAAGCUUUGCUUGCCUUAACCAUUCACUUGGAGAAGGUUCACAAGCAGGUAUUUGAGAGAUCCCUCAGUGAUCAGGCUAAACUUGUCUUCUUGCAUCUUAAAGAUGAUAGGACGCACAUCGACUCAGUCAGAAUCAUCCAUCCACUUGUUGCAAAAGAAAUUCUACAACAACUUAUGGGUCCCCGACAGACCCAUAGCAGUCUGGCAAUGGAUUUGCUCUGCCAGGAUGUUCUUUUUGAGCACAGAUUUGGAAGAGAUGACUAUCUGUCGUUUUUGAGACAACUUUUCAUAAGGCGAUCCAGAAUAAGCAAAGGAGACAAAUAUGACAGUCUUUUCUCUCCUCUGAUUGAGCAUGUUCGUGAUAACGAGGAAAGCCCAGACAAAGCAAUUGAGUUACUCAAGGAAGCGUUCCAGCGUUUCCAUCAAGAUCCAUUCUUUGCACAGCAGCUUGCGCGUCUUCAUUAUACUUACGAAAAGUUUGAAGAUGCAAAACUCUGGGCAGAGACAGCAGUGAAGCUGCUACCCAACAACUCAUACAUACUUGACACAAAAGGGCAGGUGUACAGAAAAUGGUUCCAAGCGAAAUGCAAAGCGUUUGAUCAUGAUAAUAUCUCAAAGACAGCCCAAACUACAGCGGAUGCUGUGGAAACUGCACUGAAAGCCCUUGAGUGUUUUCAAGAAUGUGAGAGAGCAGCUGAAGCUGAAAUGGAAAAUGUUAACUGUUCAGGAUUUUUUUCUGAAGUUGAAGUUGGGUGCAGCUUGCUCAAACUGAUCUCUUCAUUGCAAGUGUUUGCAAAAGGAACCAGUGGCCAUUCAGAAUGCAUGAAGUACCUGCUAACAAACUACAUUCCAGAGGAAAUUGAAGAUGUGUGGGAACCGUUCCAUGGCCGUCUGAAAAAACUUCAUAAGACAAUGCAAGAUGCCUUGGAAUGGAUCUCAGAAGACCUCAGUUACUUUCAGACAGACAUUGAUGCAGAUGAAGAAGAGACUCCUGAAAGUCCUGAAGAGAAGAUAGGUCAUCCAUUGACAUGGUUGGCAAAGAAAUUUUCGGACUAUGGAAAGUACUUUGGUGAAGCCCAUUCUAGUCUUCUACGUCGUGGGCAACCAGUCCCAGCCAAUCUUACUCCUUUCCAAAAACGCAUGAUCAUCUAUAAUCUUGGUGGAGGUAACAUAACAUCCAUCUUCUCCAAGUUAACUGACCAAAAGGAUGCAGUACGUCUACUGGAGAAGAUCCUUUCGCUCUAUCCCAGCAAUCCAAUAAAGGCCAGAUUUGGUCAACGGGAUAUUGUCAAUUACAUAGUGGCCCACAUCUCUCUGAAUUGCCUGUCACCACAAAAUCUAAAGGUAGCUCCACUGAAAGAGCUACAGACACUUGGCCAUCAGUUUCCAUCUGAUAAAAGGAAAUGUUUGCCAAGUGCUUUGUUCCUGCUUACCCUGCUAUUCUGGCCAGAAGAUCAUGACACAGACCAGGAAAAAGAAACCAAAUAUGAAAUUGUCCAGUCUGCUGUUGAACACUUGGAUAAAGGCUACUGGACCAAGAUGAAAGACAUUCCUCAGCGGAAAAGAAGGAUUUACACCCAUUUCUUUCUUGGAAAUGGGAACGGAUUGGAUAAAUUUGUCCACAAGAGAAAGUUUGAAAAAGUCACAAAGGGGUUUUCUGUCUCUGAGAAACGCAUGAAGUGGUUUAGUGGUGAGGCAUGGAAAAUGCCUGAGAUUGCAGAGAUGCUCAAACUUGUGUCAGGAUGGACUGAAGACAGAGUGGUGUACCUCGAAGGUCCACAGAAGAAGAAGUUCAGCAUCCUGCCUCUCUAUGUUCCCUCAGUGCCUCACAGUAACGAAAAUGUGUCCUUCUACUUGGGGUUCACCUUUAGAGGUCCUGUUGCCUGCAACAUCGUUGUGAAAAAGUAGUCCACCUUUGAACCAUGACUGAAUUUGCUGAAGUGAGGGCCUAGUGCCCACUUUAUUACAAGAUGGGAUUAUAAGCAUCAUCUAUAAAUACACAAGUCUUAUGUUACUUUGCCAUUUGUAUAAUAUUUGAACUACAUGAUACUUGAAAUGCUGCAUUCUUUUGCAAGAUGAUUUAUUAUUAACAGUUUGCCAGUUAUUUCUCUACUAUAUGGAUUUGAGGUCAUGCAAAAAGUCACAAGCAUUAAUCAUGAGUGUGCAUAUGAACGCGUCUAACCUGGACUAUGAAAUGUUUUACAAUUCAAGAAAUAAUAACAAUGUAAACAUAACUUGUGUUACUCAACAAUUUAGUGCUUCACAAAUAGAAACAUGUAAGUCACUGUUUUUUAUUUUAUUUUACUUUAUUUUAUUUUAUUUAGACAUGUACCUACAAGGAUUUUAUUUUGAGACUAUUUGUAAAUCUACCUUAGAUGGGCAGCAGUUAACACCUGGCAUCAGAAGGGAUGUGCCACUAGUGAUUUGUGCUUGGGUGUUUGUUAAGUUCCAGGAAGUGAAGACUGCUAAACCACAUCCUCCAGCUACACAACAAGAAUGUAGAUCUUAAAUGUGAGCACUUAGAACCUAAUAUAUGCUCUGUCAGCAUCUGUAACAAAUGUUCACUUGUGAUCUCAUCACAGAAAAGGAAUUUUAGCUCCACGUGUGAACACAUAUUAAAUGUCAGGGUUUCUAGUAGAUCUUGGAAGUUGGUAGUUACUCUUGCAUUUUCAAGAAAAGGAAACAACAGAAUUAAAAAAACAACAACACUGCAAUUGUAUCAAUGUUUUGACAAUAAUGUAUUAAGAGCACACGAGCAAUGUUUACCACAAAGGGCCAGCAAAUGCAAUUUGAUGCGUAACAGAACAAAUGUUUUAGAAUAAGAGCUGUGUUGAUAUUUAGAUAGUUUACACAAACUUUUGUGACUCAUUGAUAUACACGUCUGAUAAUAAAAUUGGAUAUAAUGCAA